AUGGCAGCAGCUGCUUCCCCUGGUCAGCUCUCAGAAGAGCAGAUCAUCUGUUCAAUAUGUCUGGAUAUUUACACCAGCCCGGUCUCCACUCCCUGCGGACACAACUUCUGCACAGAGUGUAUCGGACGCUGUUGGGAUCAGAGUGAUAGUAUCCAAUGCCCGCUCUGUAAGAGGAAAUAUGACAGGAGACCUGAUCUCAGCAUUAACAGAGUCUUGGCUGAAAUCUCAGAGAACUUCAGACAAGCCAAGGGGAGCAGUUCAGGACAAAGCUAUGCUGGACCUGGAGAUGUGCCGUGUGAUUUCUGCACUGGGAGAAAAUUCAAAGCUGUGAAAUCCUGUUUGACGUGCCUGGUCUCUUACUGUGAAACACACGUCAAGCCACACUUUGAGAUUGUCACGUUGAAGAGACACAGACUGGUCAGUGCCACUAGGAAUCUGGAGCAGAAACUCUGCAAGGAGCACCAACGGGUUUUGGAGGUCUACUGCCGGACUGAUGGGACUUCUAUUUGCUGGCUGUGCACUGAAGAGAAACACAGGGGCCAUGAUACAGUCUCAGCUGAGAAGGAGAGAGCUGACAAGCAGAAGCAGCUGGGAGAGACACAGACAGAUAUACAACAGAGAAUCCAGGAGAGACUGAAAGAAGUGGAGGAGCUGAAACAGGCUGUGGAGAGCGUGAAUAGAUCAGAACAGAGGGACAUGGAGGUGAACCAGAAGAUCCGAGCUGAGCUUAUCCAAUUCAUUGAGACUUUCUGGGCUGAGGUGACCAAAGAGAUUGAUACCAAGAGCAGAGCAGCCGUGAAGCAGGCUGGAGGACUUGUGAAGAAACUGGAGCAGGAGAUUGCUGAGCUAAGGAGGAGAAAUGCUGAGCUGAAACAGCUUUUAGAGACAGAGGAUCACAUCCAGUUUCUACAGGAAGUCCAGAUUCUCCCUGAGCCUCCAGAUCUUAAAGACCUCUCCAGCUUGACUGUGAAUACAGAGACUCCUGCCAGCAUUGCCAACCAGGCUGUGUCUGAACUUAAACACCUCAUUGAGGACAUCUGCAAGGAGGAACUCGUGAACAUAACCAGAACAGUCAGUGAAGCAGAAGUGUUCACCCUGGUACCUGGGAAGAGUGGAGGGCGUUUAGAAGCUAUUCAGCAGGAAUGUCAGCAGCAGUCAGAGACUCAGCCACGCUUCUCUUCUCCUUUGCCACCUCCAGCACCCUUGCAUAGGGGCAAAACCUCUUUCAAAGUCUGUGCCCUCUAUGACUAUGAUGCUGAGGACGAAGAUGAACUCACAAUUAAAGAAGGAGAAAUGAUCACGGUUCAUGAUGACAGUGACCUGGGGUGGUGGUCAGUAGAGACUCACAGAGGAGUUGGACUGAUUCCUGCUAACUACGUAACAACCAACCUAAACCCACAAACCCAACCAGUGUUUGGAGCCGCAGGUAAAGACAAGAAAUGUGAAGUGACUCCCAGUGCUGACAGCCAAGCCCUGAGGAGUGACUCUGAGUGGAGGAUUGUGCUGCUGGGGAAGACUGGAGCAGGGAAGAGUGCUUCAGGAAACACCAUCCUGGGGAGAGAGGAGUUUGAAUGUAGACCUUCCUCCACAAAUAAGGAGUGCAUGAAGAGGGAGGCUGUUAUUGAUGGGAGAUGGGUUUCUGUCAUCGACACGUCAGGCAUGCUUGAUAAAACCUGCUCCGAUGACGAAGUUCUACAAGAGAUGGUGACGCUUAUCUGUCUGUCUUCUCCAGGACCUCACACUUUUCUCCUGGUGCUCCAUCCAGGAGGAGUGACUGAAGAAGACAGAGAAGCAGUGGAGGUGAUCCAGGAAGUUUUUGGUGAUGAAUUUGCGAGCAACACGAUCGUCCUUUUCACUCUCGGGGACCACCUGAAAGACAAAAAGAUUGAGGAGAUUCUGACAGCUGACCAGGAGCUCCAGCAGCUUGUUCAAAAGUGUGGGAACAGGUGUCACGUCUUUGACAACAAGAACAUGCAAGACCGUACCCAGGUGAGACAGCUCUUCAAGAAAAUAGAGACAAUGGUGGAGGCCAAUGGAGGAGGCUACUACACCAACAAGUUAUACCAGGGCGCUGGAGAAGGACUUGGAUUAACAGAAGAGAAAAUAAUGGUGAAGUACGCAAUGGAGUUGAGCAAGAAGGAAGAGGAGCUGAAAGUCAAGUAUCUGAAGGAGUCCAAGAAGCUGAAAUCGCUGGAGAUGAGGAGAAGGUUGGAGGAGAAGUAUGAGAAAGAACUGCAUCUUUUCAGGUUCAUGUAUCAAGAAAAAUCUGACAGGGUGAAAGAAGAAGUACUCUAUGCUGUCCUUUCUGAAAUUAAACCUAAACGCAGAUGCGUAAUACAGUGAACAGCACUAAAGAGUGGGUUAGAAUUGGUGUCAUUUGGACACUCUCUUUGUGAUAUAAGAUGUCAUCUCAUGCAGUUUGGGUGAGACGACCUUGACGCUAUGCAAUAAGAGACACCCAACACACAAUGUAUAAAUUCACAAUAAAUCACACAAAUGAAGUCUGUACACAGGAUUAUCAUUAAAACAUUCAUCCCCCCCUCUCUGGGUCGUGAAAUGGUUCAGUCCAGAAUCAACAACCACGGUCCCUGAAUGAAGCACGCAGGCCUACAGGUGCUGUGUAAUGCCGAGACAAUUUAUUAAACAAAAGUGCAGCCGGAGAAACUUGCACCAGAAGCAUUAAAGGACUAAUGCUCAGACUGUGGCGAUUUCAUUUCUUGCUUUUGUAUUUUAGCAAUGUGUGUAAUAUUUCCUUAAAGGUACCAGUGUAAGGUUUGUGGUUAGUAAUUAUAAUUAUAGUUAUAUCAAAUAUACUAAGCCUUGUAAUAAUUACUAGCGAAUAAUAGAGACAAUAACAGCAGUGAAUUUAUUAUAAUCAAAUUACACGGUUUAUUAAGUAACAAUAUCCAUUAGUUAUUGAUAACACAGAAACAAUAUACUCCUAGGUGAAAUAUACUAGUCACUUGGUUUUAAAUGAUUACAGAAUAGGUGCAAUAGGUCCCAUUGAAAAUGCUCUGCCUAAAAGGAACAGGAACUUCACUUAAAAGAACACUUUUUUGGCACCGCUAGUGAUUCAUCACUACCGAUUCAAAACUGAUACAGCACUGUUUUGUACCUGAUAACUCAUCAUCACCAUCAAAUUCAAACUUUUCAAAACUGGCUUGUCACCGCGAGAGUAAUCUAGAGCUGCUGCUGCUGCAUUUACCGUGUGUGGGGCUGUGCUGUGUUAAUAACCACUGUGUUAACAUUCAUUCUCGUUUUCAUAAUUACUGUUAGAGCUGCUGCAUUUUUACCAUAUGUAGGGGUGUUUUGUUAAUGUAGUUUGUCAGUCAGUUUAUUAACAUAUGCUUGCUUAUUACUUAUUCUGUUCAUUUCAUAUGUUGAUGCACGUGUGCCACAACAUCAUAAAUAGAUUUUGUAUUUAUUGAUUCAUAUCAUGAUUGGCAUAUUGUGUCCAGUGGUCAACUCUGUCUUAGAGAACACUAACACGCUUGUGAUUUACAUGAUCACAUUCCUACCACCUGAUAUUACACGAAUGACUGAUUGUUUUCAACAGCAGUAUUUCCUGUGUUAGCAGGGUACAUGUUCUUGACCUCAACUGAAGUACACCCAGUUUAGACCUUUUCUCCUCACGAGACAAACACACAACAUGAUUCUUAAUACUGACCCUUCUUUACAGCAGGUAUGGGCGUGUUUGCUUUGUUUAGAUUUUUCAACAUUGGAAUCAGGUGUGGUGUUCUAUGCAUGGGAUGACAUCUUUACACAGGAUAAGAGGUGCUGGAAUUUUGGCAAAUACUUCACUGUGAUUGGUUCAUUUCUGAUACACGAUUUAGAAUGGUCCUAACUCAAAAGCAGAUCCAGUUGUGGGGAAAUUUGAUAUUAACAUUAUUUAGUAUAAGUUUUUGCGGCUUUUAGAUACUUGGGAUAUAGGGGGUGUCUGCCUCUCCUUACCUUUGUCUAUCUGUAUGUAGUGAGAGGCUAUAUAAGAAGUCAGUUAGGAAUAGGUUAGUGAAAAGCAGUAGAAGAUCCAUCAGUUCCACUGUCCUUCGUGUGCUUCCACUCUUCCAGAAGGGGAAGGUAAUUGAUCCCUAUCUUUCUUCUGUACUGCACUGCAAAUGCUUUUAUAGCCUGUGUAACUGCAUGAAGUAAACUGCUUGUGUUUUCUUUCUGUAUACUGGAGUUCUGUAACCCACUGUGUUGGGAUUAAAUAAAAGAGUUAAAA
Molecule: messenger RNA, 4222 nt
Organism: Acipenser ruthenus (sterlet)
Lineage: Eukaryota; Metazoa; Chordata; Actinopteri; Acipenseriformes; Acipenseridae
Exons: 8
Coding region: 1-2343 (780 amino acids)
Molecular function (GO): GTP binding; zinc ion binding; protein binding
Source: RefSeq, a predicted model, not a curated record